Messenger RNA from Aspergillus eucalypticola CBS 122712, 2981 nucleotides. Its product is annotated as AAA family ATPase. The coding region runs from base 1 to 2877 and encodes 958 amino acids. NCBI's taxonomy places the organism in Eukaryota, Fungi, Ascomycota, Eurotiomycetes, Eurotiales, Aspergillaceae. The record is from RefSeq and is a predicted model, not a curated record. Gene Ontology annotation, molecular function: ATP binding; ATP hydrolysis activity. The transcript is spliced from 3 exons.
AUGGCGACCAUCACUGAAGAGCCGGUAGUGGAGAUCCCGGUCGAUACUCCUACGAAGCUAUUGAACCAGGACGCCUCUCUGGAGUUGUUGAAAGAGUUGCAGGAUCUUCGCGCUAGAAUACAAAGUCUCGAAGAAAACCAUGCUAAGAUUCCCGAGCAAGCUGCAAAAGAUAAAGAUGACAAUCACAGCCGUGAUGGCUCUGCCUCCAUCGAUACGGAAGACGAAGAGUCCAGGCAUUACCCAUGUGAGGAUUCUGAUGAUGUUAUAAUGGAUCUCCGUUACGUGAAAUGGAACGAAUUCAAGACGAUGUAUGCCGAGGAAAAACGUCAUGUCAUCGAUGUCUUGGAAGGCCCUGCGCAAUACUGCUGGCAGCAAACCGAGAGAAGCAUCCGCCGCUUUGGAAUCCUUGCUCUGAUAAGGGCUGAGGAGAACGAAAUGAAACCAGAAGGAGAUCCAAAGCCCAAAACAGAUACUGGCGGCGCCGAAGAUGAUCUCCCCGAGCGUAUUCGAAUCAACUCCAGUCUUUUGGCAUCCAUUUUGAAGGAUAUUGUUUCCAAGAUUGACCAGUCUGCCCCAUUUGUCAUCUUACGCCCAUACAAAAGUGGCCAUGAGGAGCUCGAUGAUCCUACACCUCUAGAACCAGGCAAAGAGCCAAUUGAUUCUCGUCAGGCCUUUCGUGCGCUCGACUGCCUUGUCAGUUUCAUGGAUCGUCAUCUCAGUCCGGUAAUAAGCCGCCAUCGUGCUCUACUGAAAAACUUCACUCCAAGCCCAUCGACUAUUGACCCAACAAUCUCUUUUAGCAAUCUAUGGUAUCUAUUUCACCCAGGUAUGCAGGUGGUUUGUUGGUUCACUCCGGAGCAAAGUGCACCACAUGUCCAGCCAACCAAUCGUCCAAGUAUAUGGAAAGUGUUGCAGGUUUCUGAGGGACGACCAGUCCUGGACUCAAGCUACCCCGGGCGGGUUAACCCUUUCAUCAUCCGACUUUAUAAAAUUGGAUACGAUGGAGAGCAAUUCGGCGUGCUUUCACGAGACUUUCAUCUUCCUCAUUUCAGUGGAGAGCGCCCAAUUCGGUCUUUGGGCAUAGUCCCGACUCAGUUUGUGGGCGGCUACCCAGCGCUGCGCGAUAAGUUAUUGAAGCAAGGCGAGCUCUUUGCUACCUUCGCUACCCCACAACAUCGUUUCUAUUCGGGGUCCACCCUAACAUGCCACAUGGAUGGCGCAUCCUGCCCGGGAAGCUUUAACAGACGGACCGACUAUAUAAAGGGUAAUAUCAUUGUUGAUUUCAAAACAGCCCGCAACGAAGACCAGGAGUGGGUGCCCAGCUUGUCGAUUCCCAGUACCAUGGGAGGAACAGGAAGCGAAGUAUCCGAAUCUUUGUAUAUCCAAGUACUAGCAAACCGCGAGUCUAAGGAAUAUAUUCGAUCGUCUUCCGAAACCAUUUACGACGAUGACUGGGUGGACGCAGAGUUAACCAAGGACUUCAUCCGCGACGAUGCCUUCCUGGCUCGGCAAGAGUCUGCCCCGGAACAGCAAGUAACUAGGAAGGAAUUCUGGAGCAAAGAUGAGCUUGUUAUGAUGCCCGACCGUGCUUGCGCAUGGGAUCUCCAUCGCCGUCGCUGGGCACUUUGCGACCUCGAAUGCAUGCGUCCGGUUCCUACCGACGAUGGCUGGAAAAAUCUCAAAUUGCGGCCGGGUCACAAGAGAAUGCUCUACGCGCAGGUGAAGCGCCAUUUUGCAGAUAGAAAGUCGAAAGAGGACGGAGAAAGCCAAAAAAUUGAUCCGGAUGUGGUCAGAGGAAAAGGAGAAGGCCUUAUUAUCUUGCUCCACGGCGAGCCGGGUGUAGGCAAGACCUCGACUGCUGAAUGUAUGGCGGCUUGGCUUGAAAGGCCACUGUAUCCGAUCACCUGCGGUGACUUGGGAACAAGCGCGGAAGUAGUGGAAGACAAGCUGAAUCGUAUAUCCGCCCAGGCUGAGGCGUGGAAUUGCGUCCUACUACUAGACGAAGCCGACGUCUUCCUUGCGGCGCGCAGCAAAACGGAGUUGGAAAGGAACGCAAUUGUAUCAGUCUUCCUAAGAGUACUAGAAUACUACAAAGGCCUACUAUUCCUGACCACCAACCGAGUAGGAUCCUUCGACGAAGCCUUCGUCUCUCGCAUCCACCUAGCUCUCUACUACCCAGGGCUCAACAAAGGCCAGAACCACGCCAUCUGGGAGAUGAAUUUAGAAAAAGCCAAGUCGCGAAAGACAUCAUUAACCAUCGACACCGGCCCCAUCCUGGAGUGGGCUGACGCAAACUGGGAGCAGAACAGUAAAUCCGGAACCCGUUGGAACGGGAGACAGAUUCGCAACGGAUGUCAAACGGCCAUCGCGCUGGCGGAAUUCGAGGCCGAGGAAACGUCCAAGCCGGUUUUCUUGCAGGUUAAGCACGUUCAGCAAGUUGCAGCUGCGUCCAAGGAAUUCUAUGACUAUGUCUCGCGCGUCCUCGGAGCUGAUAUGGCGCAUCGCGCUUUUGUUGAACGGUUACGGUCUGAUGACUGGUUGCCUAAUAUGUCUGGUGAUCGGGCUCUGCAUAGAUUCUCUUCUGGCUAUAACCAGCAGUCUAUGAGAGCUUCUGAGGAGGUUAUGUCGCCUCCGAGGAAUCGGCGUCGUGGUGGUGGUGGUCGUGCGAAUGAUCUUGUAGGUGGAGGAUCUCCUCGAACUAUCGGUUCUCAGCAUUGGCAAGUUGAUAGACGUGAAGACUUUGAUGAGAUGGCUCUGUAUCAGUCUCAGUCGAGGCAUCAGAUGCAGAAGAUUCAGGAGUCUACUGGACGCGGUGUGUCGGAUAUGCACGGCCUGCCGUUCGAUGAUGAGGAUGAUUAUCCUGAUGAUUUUGAGUGAAGUAGUAGUCCGCUGACUAUGUUGUGAGUUUAUUGUCUAACUAAUUGUACGAGGAAAGUCUAUAGCAACUGAAGAAAACCAAUAGCAAUGCUCCCAAGGCUCUG